AGGAACCAUUUUGGUUCAUUUUCUCUCUACUUGUAUCUUCUUUCAUUUUUAUUUUUUCACAAAAAACUCUGUUUUUGGUUAGUUUUUCCUCUGUUUUGGCGAUCUCCUAAAUUAAUGGCUUCUUCCAGUUCUGGCAAUUAUGUACCUGCUGCUGAGGCAGUUCAAGUUCUGGUAUGUUCAUUGGCGGACGAUUCACCAAUUGUACGAGAAUCGUCAAUGGCUGCUCUAAAGGAGAUAACUUUCUUAAACCCACUACUGGUUCUUGAUUGUUGCUUAACAGUAUCAAGAGGUGGACGACGGAGGUUUGGAAAUAUAGCUGGUUUAUUUCAAGUGAUGUCAGUGGCAAUUCAGGCUUUGGAUAAGGGAGAUGUUGAUCCUAGUUAUCUUGGAAAGUUGGCCAAAAUUGCCACCUCUGAGGUGAUCUCAACAAAGGAACUUAACGCUGACUGGCAAAGAGCUGCAGCUGGUGUACUCGUAUCAAUUGGUUCACAUAUGCCUGAUCUGAUGAUGGAAGAAAUAUUCCUCCAUCUCUCAGGGUCAAAUUCAGCGCUUCCAGCCAUGGUUCAAAUUCUUGCAGACUUUGCAUCAUCUGAUGGUUUGUUUUCGUUUACUCCUCACCUUAAGGGUGUACUGGCACGAGUGGUGCCCAUUCUUGGAAAUGUGAGGGACAUCCACCGGCCAAUUUUUGCAAAUGCAUUCAAAUGUUGGUGCCAGUCUUGCUGGCAGUGCAGUGUAGACUUCCCUCAGUCUUCAGUUGUAGAUGCUGAUAUCAUGUCCUUCUUGAAUUCUGCAUUUGAACUGUUAUUGAGAGUUUGGGCAAUUUCACGGGAUCUGAAGGUUCGCCUAUCUUCUGUGGAAGCAUUAGGGCAGAUGGUUAGUCUUAUUACUAGAACGCAGCUGAAGGCAGCUUUGCCAAGACUUAUUCCAACUAUAUUGGAACUGUACAAGAGUGAUCGAGAUGAUGUGGCCUUUGUGGCAACUUGUAGCCUUCAUAAUCUAUUGAACGCUUCAUUACUGUUGGAAAAUGGUCCACCAUUACUUGAUUUUGAGGACCUUAGUGUCAUAUUGUCAACUCUUCUUCCUGUGGUUUGGAGAAGCAGUGACAAAAAAGAGCAUUCAGAUUUCUCAGUUGGGCUAAAGACUUAUAAUGAAGUUCAGCAUUGUUUCCUAACAGUUGGUUUGGUGUACCCAGAGGAUUUGUUUGUCUUCCUUCUUAAUAAAUGCAAGCUGAAAGAAGAACAACUUGCUGUUGGUGCACUUUGUGUAUUAAAGCAUUUAUUACCCAGAUUGUCCGAGGCUUGGCAUAGUAAGAGGCCUUUACUAAUUGAAGUUGUGACGCUGUUAUUGGAUGAGCUUAAUUUAGGGGUCUGCAAGGCCCUUGCAGAGCUAAUUGUGGUUAUGGCUUCCCACUGUUACUUGGUUGGUCCUUCUGGAGAGUUGUUCAUUGAAUAUCUCGUUCGCCAUGCUGCAAUGUUUGGUCUGCACAGAGAUUAUACUGAGAGAUCCAGGGAAUUGAACUCGUCACCUGGUGGUUAUUAUCCUUUUGUGUACAAGAAAGUGGAGAUGAAGAUGGAGGUUGGUACACUGUCAGAAUUGAGUUCAAUCUGUGAAAAGGGUCUUCUUCUAAUAACUGUUACUGUCCCUGAGAUGGAGCAUGUUUUAUGGCCAUUUUUAUUAAAGAUGAUCAUACCACGAGUUUACACGGGUGCAGUUGCCACGGUCUGCAAAUGCAUAUCAGAAUUGUGCAGGCGUAGAUCUUCUCAAAGUGGUGCAUCGGUUUUGGAAUGUAAAGCUCGUGCUGAUAUUCCGCAUCCUGAGGAGCUUUUUGCACGCCUGAUUGUUCUUCUCCAUAAUCCUCUGGCUAGAGAGCAGUUGGCAACCCAGAUUCUAACCGUCUUGUGUUAUUUGGCACCACUUUUUCCAAAGGACAUUAACCUGUUUUGGCAAGAUGAGAUUCCGAAGAUGAAGGCAUACGUCAGUGAUACAGAGGACUUAAAGCAGGAUCCAUCAUAUCAAGAGUCUUGGGAUGACAUGAUUAUCAAUUUUAUUGCAGAGUCUUUGGAUGUAAUUCAGGAUGUUGACUGGGUUAUAUCGCUUGGAAAUGCAUUCGAAAAGCAUUAUGAACUUUAUAAACCUGAUGACGAGCACUCUGCAUUGCUUCAUCGGUGUCUUGGAAUUUUGCUGCAGAAGGUUCAUGCCAGAGCUUAUGUUCGCGCUAAGAUUGAUCUGAUGUAUAAUCAAGCCAAUAUUACGAUUCCGACAAAUAGACUUGGCUUAGCAAAAGCCAUGGGAUUGGUGGCUGCAUCGCACCUAGAUACAGUUCUCGAUAAGCUGAAAGACAUCUUGGACAAUGUUGGGCAAAGUUUCUUCCAAAGAUUUCUAUCCUUCUUCUCGGAUAAAGCUAAAAUGGAAGAAUCUGAUGAUAUCCAUGCGGCUUUGGCUCUAAUGUAUGGAUAUGCUGCAAAAUAUGCUCCCUCAACUGUUAUCGAAGCCAGAAUAGAUGCACUAGUGGGGACCAAUAUGCUGUCACGACUUCUUCAUGUACGCCACCCUACAGCAAAGCAGGCUGUCAUCACAGCGAUUGAUUUAUUAGGUCAGGCAGUCAUAAAUGCAGCUGAAAGUGGUAUAUCAUUCCCGCUGAAAAGAAGAGACCAGUUACUUGACUAUAUAUUAACAUUAAUGGGCAGAGAUGAGGAAGAUGGAUUUUCUGAAUCCAACAUUGAGCAUCUGCGCACUCAGUCGCUUGCUUUAAGUGCCUGUACAACUCUGGUUUCUGUAGAGCCAAAAUUGACUGCUGAAACGAGAAACCUUGUUAUGAAGGCCACUAUUGGAUUUUUUGGUUUGCCAAAUGAGCCUGCCGAUGUUAUUGACCCCCUUAUUGGCAACCUGAUUACUCUUCUAUGUACAAUACUUAUUACAAGUGGAGAGGAUGGAAGAAGUCGAGCAGAGCAAUUAUUGUACAUAUUGAGAAAGGUCGAUCAGUAUGUUUCCUCUUCAUUGGACUACCAGAGGAACAGAGGCUGUCUUGCAGCUCAUGAGCUACUUUUCAAGUUUCGGAUGAUCUGUAUCAGUGGAUACUGUGCACUAGGCUGCCGAGGAACUUGCACUCACAGAGAGAAAACUGACCGUUCUCUGCAUCACACCUUAUCUAAUUUGCCUUCUGCAUUUGCUUUACCAAGUCGUGAUGCUUUGCGCUUGGGAGAUCGUACAAUGAUGUAUCUUCCGCGAUGUGUAGAUACAAAUUCUGAAGUUCGAAAAGUUUCUGUCCAGAUCCUUCAUCUCUAUUUCAGUAUAUCUCUGUCACUUCCAAGGCCUGCAAACUCUAGUUUCAGCAAUGACAUCGAGUUAUCCUAUAGUGCUUUGUCUUCCCUUGAAGAUGUUAUAGCUAUCCUACGAAGUGAUGCUUCAAUUGAUCCAUCAGAGGUGUUUAACAGGGUUGUUUCAUCUGUUUGCAUGUUGCUGACAAAGGAUGAGCUUGCUGCAGCCCUGCAUGGUUGCUCAGGUGCUAUAUGUGACAAGAUCAAGCAAUCUGCAGAAGGUGCAAUCCAGGCAGUUAACGAGUUUGUUACAAUGAGAGGUAAUGAGCUGAAUGAGACAGAUAUUGCAAGAACAACACAAUCAUUACUCUCAGCGGUAAUUCAUGUGACAGAGAAGUAUUUACGUCAGGAAGCUCUUGGUGCUAUAUGUUCCCUUGCGGAGAACACAAGCUCAAGAAUUGUUUUCAAUGAAGUUUUAGCUGCUGCAAGAAGGGACAUAGCCACAAAAGAUAUAUCUAGAUUACGGGGUGGGUGGCCGAUACAGGAUGCCUUCCAUGUGUUCUCACAGCAUUCAGUACUUUCAUACAUGUUUCUGGAUCAUGUUAUGUCUGUCAUCAAUCAGAUGCCUACUCUUGGAGGGGAUCUAGGUCAAGAUGAAAGUUCUAGCCAUGCAGUUGAUAGUAAUUUAGAGAAUAAUAUUGCAAGAGCAGCUAUGGUUGCUCUUACUGCUUUUUUCAGGGGUGGUGGUAAAGUUGGUAAAAAAGCUGUUGAACAAAGUUAUGCUUCUGUUCUUGCAACACUAACGCUUCAACUGGGCAGCUGUCAUGGCUUAGCUAGUACUGGUGAACUAGAACCACUGCGUGCACUACUGGCUGCAUUUCAAGCAUUCUGUGAAUGUGUUGGUGAUCUGGAAAUGGGAAAGAUUCUCGCACGAGAUGGAGAGCAAAGCGAAAAUGAGAAGUGGAUCAACCUUAUAAGAGAUCUGGCUGGCUGUAUUUCUAUAAAAAGACCAAAAGAGGUUCCAGCCAUAUGUUUGAUGCUGAGUAAAGCGCUGGAUCGAUCUUUAAGAUUUCAACGGGAAUCAGCUGCUGCGGCUUUGUCAGAGUUCUUGGGCCACAGUGAUGGCUUUGGUCCCCUAUUAGAACAGAUGGUGCAAGCACUUUGCCGGCAUGUAUCAGAUGAUUCUCCUACUGUUAGGCGCCUUUGUCUAAGAGGGCUUGUCCAGAUGCCAUCUAUCCAUGUUCUCCAGUAUACUACUCAAAUCUUAGGGGUGAUAUUAGCUUUGCUCGAUGACUCAGAUGAGUCGGUUCAAUUAACCGCAGUCUCAUGUUUGCUAAUGGUUCUUGAGUCCUCAUCGAGGGAUGCCGUAGAACCUGUUCUCCUGAACCUUUCUAUACGGCUUCGAAAUCUCCAAGCGUGCAUGAAUGAGAAAAUACGAGCCAAUGCGUAUGCUGCAUUUGGAGCACUGAGCACGUAUGGAACUGGGCCUCAACGAGACUCAUUUCUUGAGCAGGUUCAUGCUGCUUUUCCCCGGAUGGUUCUACAUCUUCAUGAGGAUGAUCUUAGUGUGAGACAAGCUUGCCGAAACACUUUGAAAUGCAUUGCUCCCUUGAUGGAAAUUGAUGGAAUAACUGCUGUUUUUAACAGUCAUUGGUUUAGUUCGGACCACCGAAGCGACUAUGAAGACUUUCUGCGAGAACUUGCAAGGCAACUAAUUCAAAAUCUUGCUACCCGAGUUGAUACGUACAUGGCAUCAGUAAUACAGGCAUUUGAUGCUCCUUGGCCAGUUGUUCAGGGAAAUGCGGUUUAUUUAUGCAGCAGCGUUCUUGCUCUCUCCGUUGAUAAGCAGAUAUCAUCUCAUUACUACAAUCAGGUUUUCGGGAUGUUAGUCGGCAAAAUGAGUCGUUCAACCGAUGCAAUUGUUAGAGCAACUUGUUCUUCAGCCCUAGGGUUAUUGCUCAAAUCAUCCAAUGCAAGCUCGUGGAAAGACGUUCGACUUGAUCGAUCUGAUUCAUCGCAUAGGGGUCAUGAAUCGGAAUCUGGUAGGAGAUCAUGAUAGCGAUGAUUAGUGUAACAUACUGAGUCUGCGAAAGCACGAAACUGUCACUUUAGGUCCUGCAAUUUCAAGAGCUUUGAUGUCCAGUGUACAGUUAUAAUACUGUUUGGUGUCUGCAAGGUUCCAUUUUUUUUUUCGUGUAUAUUAGUGUUGUAUAGAUAGCUUGUUAUAUCUAUGUAACAUAGUGUCCGUGUGUUUGUACAGCCUUGUAAAGUGAUUUUCCCACGACAUAUUUAAUGUUAACAUAUAAUUCUAUUUAUUAUGUGAAAGCUUGAUUGUAAUU
Messenger RNA from Lycium barbarum (goji berry), 5596 nucleotides. RefSeq names its product protein SHOOT GRAVITROPISM 6. The record is from RefSeq and is a predicted model, not a curated record. NCBI's taxonomy places the organism in Eukaryota, Viridiplantae, Streptophyta, Magnoliopsida, Solanales, Solanaceae. The coding region runs from base 115 to 5313 and encodes 1732 amino acids. The transcript has 51 exons. Gene Ontology annotation, cellular component: cytoplasm.